Spirometra erinaceieuropaei is the source of this 4647-nucleotide messenger RNA. NCBI's taxonomy places the organism in Eukaryota, Metazoa, Platyhelminthes, Cestoda, Diphyllobothriidea, Diphyllobothriidae. The record is from the annotation of a GenBank genome assembly.
AUGUACGAGACGAUUCCAUUGAAGCAGUUGCACAUUGACAGUUCGACUGUCGCGCUCGACGAUGUCCACCGUGUGCUCCACAAAGCGAAGCAGGCACGGUAACUGGGGCGUAAAUGAGCCUAUAGGGAGAGUGGAGUUGUGAGGCACCUACCACACUCUCCUCCAUCGCCUGGGCCCGGCAUCAAGACGGAGUCAAGAAGACCGGAGGUGAGGGAGGGCACAGGUGACUGGCACAGUCGGAUCCGCACUUAGGCGUGUCACCGCACCCCCUGGUCCACAACAUACAUUUGACCAGGGUUUUUCACCAACAACAACGCCAGAGGGAGGAGGAUGAUUGGACAGCCAUGCUCACAACCUGUAUACCCAGCGGGAGCGCAAGCGCAUCUACUGACAGGAAGCCAGGUGCCAGGACACACCAGGCUGUGGGGACCAUAGUUUGCUGAUCAGGGCAGCAGAUGCUGACAUGCCUUGGAGUUGCUCCUUGCAUAAGCAAUGACUUUUUCGUAGGCAAAUGGAAAAGUUCUCGCCGGGGAAACCUGUAUCGGUUGAGAUUCUGAGGCCGCACCGAUCUUACUACUGUAGUCGCACAUAUAUGACAAGAGUUGGGUCAAGUUGUCCUGCGCAGCUGGGCGUACAGGACAGUCCGGUUCUUUUGCACAGCGAGGCCCAUCACUGCCUGACACAUUGACUCCAUUUUAAUGGAACGAGCUUGCGCAGCGUCUGCCUCGCACGCUCUCCAAAGGUUUCCCGUGUUCCGAUAGAAGGGAGUUUGGGUGGGUGGAAAUUGGCGUAGACGCAGCCGGACUACACGUGACACACACCGGCUGAUCCGUAACAGCAAACAUGCCAUUCUCCAUUGAGGGAUUCCAGACCUCAUACAGCCGUAGGUGCCAUAGGGACUACAUUACGACGGCGCCAUUUGAGUCUAACUCUCAGUUCUGCGCGGUGCACAUCUGACUUGCAAGUUGACAGCUGUUAAUGCCUCGUCUGUUAGCAUGUCUGAUAGGACGUUCUGUUGCCUAUCGUAAGUAAAAUAAGUUUUAUAUGGGAGCUGCGUUGACCUCUUCUACCUGCCUGGGGCCAAUGACGGCUCGUCCAUUUCGCUGUGCUGCUGAUUCCAGUGGGCGAUUAGAUUGGAUAAGACAUGUUGCACUCCACUUCUCUCUAUCCGGAGAUGAAGAUAUUGUUUAUAUUUAUAGGUUUGAAAGGUAUUAUUUUAAGGUUAGCAACACUAAGGAUGACGUACAGCGUGCAGCAAACAAGCGCAAAAUACCAAAACCCGGCUUAGUGAUGAUUUACAAAGUUAAGGCUCCCAUAGUCGGGGUUGAGUACAUAUAUGCUAACUAUCCCAUUUCAGACCAAUUUGCUUGCUUGUCAUUUAUUUGUUUAUGUCCAUACCACUAGCUUUAGGAGAGCACGGUUACAUGUACAUAGUGACUAAAGAAACCGAGAUCUGAUUUCGGCGUCGAGGUCCCAAAACGGAAUAAUAGAGACGGAUAACCAAAUGGCAGCAUCAAUCUUCUCCAGCUCCUUUCGGUCGGUAUUCACUCAUGAAACAAAUUCCCCCCCUAUCCCUUACCCAAAGUAAUAACAAAAUCCUCCGUCGUUUGCAUCAGAAGACAGUUGUCACUUCUCACCGAAGUACGCCGAUUGAAGCCUGCAAAAUAACUUUGUCCAGAUAGAAUUCAUCCACUUGCCCUUUGAGAACUGACUGACACACUGUGUGAGCCGAUGUCCAUGAUAUUUCAAAAGUCCAUGGAAGAAGGUAAACUGCCGGAGGAGUGUAAAUCUGCAUUUAUUUCUCCAAUCUGCAAAGGAGGGUGCAGACUAGAGCCCGAAAAUUACCGUCCUAUUAGCUUAACCUGCAUUUUGUGCAAGGCCACGGAGCGAUUUAUUGAGGGACAUUUAAUGACGUAUCUAGAGCGGAGGAAAAUAAUAGGUACUGUUUAGCACAGAUUUCAUCGCGGUCACUCAUGUCUUACGAGCAGUCUUUACUCGCAAGGCAAAUGGACAAAAACCACAGACUACGGCCGUCUAUUGGAUGUCAUCUUCUCCGACUUCAGAAAGGCGUUUGAUAGAGUUCCUCAUGGACGACUCCUACAGAAGAUUUGGGAGUGUGGAGUACAGGGCAACAUUUUUGAUCAGAUUGAAUGUUUCCUGUCAUGAAGGCUCCAAAGAGUAAUUGUCGGUACCACUGCAUCCGCAAGGGUGCCAGUAGAAAUCGGCGUUCCGCAGGCUUUGGUCUUGGGUCCUCCUCUUCCUCAUCUACAUAAACGGCUGUAAUGCAGAUGUUGGAUGCGAUUCCAUCAUGUUUGUAGAUGACAAAAAGAUUGGGAAAACAAGCAGCUCUGUUGAAAACGCACAGAAAUUACAAGAAGAGGUUUUUAAAUUGGCUGCAUGUUCCAGAAAGUGACUUUUAGCGUUUAAUGUGUCCAAAUAUGUAGUCGUGCGCUGGGGAUCUGGUCAGAGGGUUUCCCAAAACACUAGCAUAACAUACGUGAGGUUCCACUAAAAGAAAUGGACACACACACAAAGACCUAGGUGUCUGGACAAGUUCAAACUCGUCCUCCAGGCACUGCAAAAGAGCCGUUCAAAAGGCAACCAGCAUCAUGCGCUGUAUUAGGAGUGCUUUCAUGGGCUUUCCUUCCAAACUGUUCGCGCAGAUACUUCCUACGUUCAUCAGACCGCAUUUGGAAUAGGGAAUGCCAGCAUGGAUGCCCUAGAUGAAGAAAGACGGUGAUGCCAUCGAACAAGUGCAACGACGGACGACAAAACUGGUGGACGGUCUUAGGACUCUGUCAUAGCCGGAAAGACUGAUCCAGCUUUAUUAGUUUCCAUUUUCCCCUUUAUUUGUUCCCCUUUUUCCCCUGUUGUGGAGAUUCCGCAUUAUCCACGGACAUGAAUGUUCGCUCAGAUCUGAAGAUUUCUUUGAGUUCACAAACGUGAGUCACCUGCGCGGUCAUCGGUACAAGGUUAAACGGUUGCGUACCCUGAUGACCUUCAAGUGGUCUUGAGUUGAGGUUUGAGAACGAGUCCAUAACGUGAUCACCUCAGGUUUCGCAUUUGGAGAUAUUUGCGUGGUCGCAGUAAACAGUGAAACUCCAGCUUGCUGAUUGCUUCUGCUACCUUAUGGCGAUCAUCCUGCCAAACGGACACGACAAAAGUUCAACCAGUUCAACCGGUUUAACCAGACGUUCACGGUCUUCGUCCGGUUGUGAUGGAAUUUCUGGAAUUGGCUGGAGAUCUGCCAGAAGACCAAAUUGGGCGUCCGUCAUGGGGUUCCCCCCGCACGGUUAUGGAAGUUCGCCACUGUGCCAUUAAAAUAUCUCCGCAAGGGAGUAUUUGAGAAGUUUUGCCUACUCUCCAAUCCCGUCCCAAAGGAUGACUCAGGUCGGCCGGGGACAGCCCAUCAACGACACCCUCUUAACUCACCGAUUGGGAUAGCUUGCCGUUCUGAAAUCUAAAUUGUCUGGGAUGUAAUCUAGUCCGGCGCCUGCCGUGACCAACUGAAGACGCGUGUGCAGGUGGGGAACACUGACCUCCUGCGUUACUCUAGUCCUCCAAUCUGUGGGACUGGGCGAUCAAACGAUCGACUACUUUCAAGGAAAGGCGACUAUCCCUGUCGCUGAGGACGUCUAGGAUUGAGCCGUCUAAAGAUACUUGUCGUCAGAAGUGUAGGUUGUUAAAAAACAGGAUUUAUGCGUCAGGGAGUUAGGUAGAUGACCUCCCCACUAACUUUUACUAGUAAACCCGCUCAAGACAGUGCGGGCGAAUUAUUUUUAGGUGACGAUGACUUACAGUGCUAUAGGACAUACAGUCGUCGCAAAUUAGUAGGCCCUGUUUUGAAUUAUUGCGACAAAUGUCCCAGGCUUUCUUUUUCAUGUAGACUUAAAGACAUAGGAGGAAAAAAACCACUUGAUCGAGCGGCGAUCUACUACAGAGUGUUUGGUUAGUGUUGGUCGGUUUUGAGUCAAACUUCUCGUUAUAACUGGUAUUCCUACGGAGCCAGACUGUUAUCUCGGCUAUCUGUUUGUUAACCAUCCCUGUCGCUGUCUGUUUUAUUAGUAACUACGUUCACAGUUCAUGAACGCACACCUCUCUUCACGUCCACGUAAUCUCCACCUGGCCCUUUUCAUUGGCAUUAUAGUAAUGAGUAAUUGUUUGAGAUCCCAUCAACUACAUACAAACUUGUUGUCCUUCAAAUUUUAGGCCAAUAAAGUGAUUCGCAAGCUGAAAAAGCGAGCUAUCGCCACUCUCAAUGGUUCCUCCUCUCCCAACCUCAGUUUCUACAAGAAGGACGAUGAAGCUGAUGUACCAUCGUCUGAACUGAAGAAGAAAAAGAAGAAGAAGAAACACCUCACGGAACAGGCGUCAUUAGAGGCACCCGCACCCGAACCCGAGGAUGAGUCCGGAAAUGCAGUGGAUAGCAAGGAGGAGAAGAAGAAGAAAAAGAAGCAGAAGCGAAAGCACAGUCUGUCCGAGUCCGCGGCUGCUGAAGAUGCCCCUACAUCGGCCAAAAAAUUGAAGUUUGAGAGCUCGGCCGCCGCUGAAGACGAUAGUGCGCUGACGACACCAAAGAAAAAGAAGAAGAAGAGGUCGGCGGCGGCGGCAAUUGCGUCGGCGCCUGUUGAACUUGACGAGGACUAG